GAAACACAUUAGAUACUUGCCAAAAAUGCCUAAAUAAUAUUUUACCAUUUCAAACGCUUGAUGAUUUAGAAUAUCAAUUCACUGUUCUAAAUGGAAAUAAUGUCAGUGAAAAAGAUAUGGAUAGGCUAAAUAAUCUAAAGUUCAACCCUUAUGAUGCAAGUAGUGACAUUGCGUUAUCUGAAAACAACACAAAUCUAGAAAACUCGUCUAAAAUAGAUUGUGAGUAUUAUCUACAAAGUGAUUUCAAUAAACAACUAAAUAAA
Paramuricea clavata is the source of this 263-nucleotide messenger RNA. The record is from the annotation of a GenBank genome assembly. Lineage: Eukaryota; Metazoa; Cnidaria; Anthozoa; Malacalcyonacea; Plexauridae.